AUGUCUUCGACUUCGUACUAUGCCUAUACGCCAAGUUUGAUUCUGGCGGUGGUUGGAGUGGGUAUAUAUUGCGCCCUCUUUGCAAGCCAUGCUCUCCGUGUAUGGCGCUUUAACGCAUGGGAUGGUAGUUAUAUGUUGAUGGGAGCCCUGGUUCAAGCGAUAGGACUAGGGGCACGAGUGUAUUCCUCAGAAGAUACCGAUAGAUUUGGAGCCUAUGGCGUUCAAAAUCUGUUUCUUCUCCUCGGGCCCACCCUAUGCAUGGUGACCGUCAAUCUUACUCAAGAAAAUGAUGCGCUGUUUGAGGUCCGAAAACAUUGGUCUUCUGCUCAAUUUCGACUCCCUAUCUACUUCACUACCAACCUCCUCCUCCUUCUACUUCUAGGCAUCGGCGCUAUGAUCAUUGCUCUAACUCACAAACCCGCGCUCAUUGGAUCUGCAAUGAAGAUCCUCACGGCGAGCUAUGUAUGCCAGAUGAUAUUUUGGAUGUUCACUUUGGCGGAGAAUAUCCUCUGGGGUUUCCGAUUUGGACGAUCCUCGUUCGCCAACGCCCAAAUGAUGAUGCCUCACUGGAAACGUUAUAAUCAGUUGUUUGGCCUUGCGAUCUCAAUUGUUGCUAUGGGCCGCAACAUGACGCGAUUGACACAGAUGGGCAUGGUCAACGAGUGGACUAGUUAUGCAUUUGACUUUUAUUAG
Messenger RNA from Penicillium verrucosum, 693 nucleotides. RefSeq lists its product as uncharacterized. The coding region runs from base 1 to 693 and encodes 230 amino acids. The transcript is spliced from 2 exons. Gene Ontology annotation, cellular component: membrane. The record is from RefSeq and is a predicted model, not a curated record. Lineage: Eukaryota; Fungi; Ascomycota; Eurotiomycetes; Eurotiales; Aspergillaceae.